AUGGCUAAUCGAACGGUAAAAGAAGCACCAACAAUCAAAGGUACUAAUCCACAAUAUCUUAUUGAAAAAAUUAUUCGAUCUCGAGUAUAUGAUUCGAGAUAUUGGAAAGAAGAUUGUUUUGCACUUACUGCUGAAUUAGUUGUUGAUAAAGCUGUUGAAUUAAAAUAUAUCGGUGGUGUUUGUGGUGGAAAUAUUCGUCCGACACCAUUUUUAUGUUUAGUUCUUAAAAUGUUACAAAUUUGUCCAGAAAAAGAUAUUAUUGUAGAAUUUAUUAAAAAUGAAGAAUUUAAAUAUGUUCGUGCACUUGGAGCAUUCUAUAUGCGAUUAGUUGGUACGUCCGUUGAAAUUUACAAAUAUCUCGAACCACUCUAUAAUGAUUAUCGAAAGAUGAAAUAUUUGAAUCACGAAGACAAAUAUGAACUUUUACAUAUGGAUGAAUUUAUUGAUUUAUUAUUACGUGAAGAACGUGUAUUAGAUGUACAAUUACCUCGUUUACAAAAACGAAAUGUAUUAGAAGAAAAUAAUCAAUUAGAACCACGUCAAUCCGUACUUGAUGAAGAUAUUGAUGAUAAUGAAACAAGUGAAGAAAGUGAUGAUGAAGAUGAAAAGAAAGCAAAAAAGAAAGAAACAAUACCAGAAAAAUCAAAGAAAAAAUGGAAAGAUUUAGAUAAACCAGAACGAUCGCCAUCACCACGUUAUGCGCGAUCAUUAUCACCGCGAGAAAAAAGUUCAAAAAAGAGACGGCGUUCAAGAAGUCGAUCAAAAUCAAAAUCACGUUCACCGGCACGUGACAGCAGAAAAAAACAUUCAAGUCGCCAUGAACAUCGUGAUAGAAAAGAUCGUGAUCGAAAUAGGGAUCGUGAACGUGAUCGUGACAAAGAAAAACGUCGUCGAGAUUAA
Messenger RNA from Rotaria sp. Silwood2, 900 nucleotides. NCBI's taxonomy places the organism in Eukaryota, Metazoa, Rotifera, Eurotatoria, Philodinida, Philodinidae. The record is from the annotation of a GenBank genome assembly.